AUGGAGAAGAGGAAGAGUGGCCAAAUAACACCUCAGGAGCCACCUAGACCAAAGAGGGUAAGAGAGGACAAACCACAGGAAACCAGUGGAAGGCGCUCCAACCCCAACCAGCAGCCAACCGCAAGCCGCAAAUACGCAGAGGCUGUAAGCAGCAUUCGGAAGGCUGUGUUGCCCCGCAACUACCCGGCGGAGGCCCUGAGAUCGGAACAACUGACGGCUCUCCAGGACCUCAUAGUGCAUGCCCUGUCUGUCGGCAUAGGCUUCACCGGCGCCUUUAACGGCAUAUUUUUCAAGGGCGGCAUGCUGCUGGUUGACUGCCAAAAUGAAAAUUCGGCCACCUGGCUACAAGGGAUCAUACCAAGGCUAGAAGGUUGGAUGGGUCCGGCCCUGUGUGUAAGUAGGGGUGACGAGAUUCCACAGCUACACAGGAUGGUGGCGUUCUUCCCUAGAAGCGCAGACAAAGGUUACGACAUCGCGCUCAAUCUGGUAAGGAACCAGAAUGAAGGUUUAAGUACCUCGGCGUGGAAGGUCGUAGAGAGCAAAGUUGAGGGUUCUGGGUGGAACCUCAACAUAACGAUGGACGAUGAGUCAUAUAAGUACACCCGGCAGAAGGGAUUCAGGUUGAAUUUCCGCUUCGGCAAGAUCGUCGUGAGGCCAUGGAGGCCCAAGACCACGUCUACGAGCCAAGAACCUUCGACGGAGAUGACCGCAGCACCAGCUCCACCCGUAACUCGCCCAGCAGCGCAUGAAGCGACUGCCGCUGUGGUUUCGUGA
Messenger RNA from Bactrocera dorsalis (oriental fruit fly), 774 nucleotides. RefSeq lists its product as uncharacterized. The record is from RefSeq and is a predicted model, not a curated record. Bases 1 to 774 code for a protein of 257 amino acids. Lineage: Eukaryota; Metazoa; Arthropoda; Insecta; Diptera; Tephritidae. The transcript has a single exon.